ACGACGGAGGAGGAGUCGGGUCCGCUGCCGGGUGGAGGACCAAGGCGAGUGUCCUUAUCCUAGCGAUUGGGGCUUGGGCCUGUGAGCCAGUUGGAGUCGUAGCGGCGGAAACGAUUGGGCCGAACGGAGGAAGACAUGUUGCUCUUUGUGGAGCAGGUAACAUCUAAAGGAACUGGUUUAAAUCCUAAUGCCAAAGUUUGGCAAGAAAUUCCUCCUGGAAGUAGUGAUGCCACUCCAGUAACUCAUGGAACCGAAAGCUCUUGGCAUGAAACAGCAGCCACAUCAGGGUCUCAUCCUGAGGGUAAUACAGAGCUUUCUGAUGAUAUAUGUAAGGAAUAUGAAGUAAUGUAUUCCUCAUCUUGUGAAACCACAGGAAAUACUACUGGCAUUGAAGAAUCAUCUGAUGGAAUGAUUUUAGGACCAGAAGAUCUGAAUUACCAAAUAUAUGAUGUUUCUGGUAAACUUUAUGGAUUUAUUGGAGAAAGCAAUUCAGCAAUUUCUACAGAAGACCUAAAAGAAUGUCUGAAGAAACAAAUAGAAUUCUGUUUCUCACGAGAAAAUUUGUCAAAGGAUCUUUACUUGAUCUCUCAAAUGGACAGUGAUCAGUUUAUCCCAAUUUGGACAGUUGCCAACAUGGAAGAAAUAAAAAAGCUGACCACAGACCCUGAUCUAAUUCUUGAAGUGUUGAGAUCUUCCCCCAUGGUACAGGUUGAUGAGAAGGGUGAGAAAGUGAGACCAAGUCAUAAGCGUUGUAUUGUUAUUCUUAGAGAGAUUCCUGAAACAACACCAAUAGAGGAAGUGAAAGCUUUGUUCAAAAAUGAAAAUUGUCCCAAAGUGAUAAGCUGUGAGUUUGCACACAAUAGUAAUUGGUAUAUCACUUUCCAGUCAGACACAGAUGCACAACAGGCUUUUAGAUACUUAAGAGAAGAAGUUAAGACAUUUCAGGGCAAGCCAAUCAUGGCAAGGAUAAAAGCCAUCAAUACAUUUUUUGCUAAGAAUGGUUAUCGACUAAUGGAUUCUAGUGUGUAUAGUCAGCCCAUUCAAACUCAAGCACAGUAUGCCUCACCAAUCUUUAUGCAGCCUUUAUAUAAUCCUCACCAACAGUACUCACUCUACAGUAUUGUGCCUCAGUCUUGGUCUCCAAAUCCUGCACCUUAUUUUGAAACACCGCUGGCUCCCUUUCCCAAUGGUAGUUUUGUGAAUGGCUUUAAUUCACCAGGAUCUUACAAAACAAAUGCUGCUACUAUGAAUAUGGGUCGACCAUUCCAAAAAACUCGUGUGAAGCCUCACUUUAGGUCAUCCAGUGGUUCAGAACACUCAACAGAGGGCUCUGUGUUAUUGGGGGAUGGACCAUUGAACAGAUCUAGUUCGAGGAACUUUACAACUGAACGGCAUAACCCUACAGUAACAGGGCAUCAGGAGCAAACUUACCUCCUAAAGGAGACCCCCACUUUGCAGGUGGAACAGAAUGGGGACUACAGUAGGGGCAGGAGAACUCUUUUCAGAGGUCGAAGACGACGGGAAGACGACAGGAUCCCAAGACCCCAUCCCGCAACUGCUGAAGCAAAGGCUCCAACACCAAAGUUUGACUUAUUAGCCUCAAAUUUUCCUCCUUUACCUGGAAGUUCAUCGAGAGUACCAGGUGAACUUCCUUUGGAGAAUAGGAUGUCUGAUGUUGUUAAAGGUGUCUACAAGGAAAAGGAUAAUGAAGAGUUGAGAAUUAGUUGUCCCGUGCCUGCAGAGGAUGAGGAGGCAGACUGUAGCUCUGCCCAACAGCUCAGUUUGAGUACAAGUCCUCCAUGUGUAGCUCAGCUUCCUGCAUUAAGUACAACUCAGCAAGAAGAGGAUCAAGUAGAGGAUUCCUCUGUUCAGAAGGAUGUUCUCAACCAGGCAACUUUACCAGUUUCUUCACCAAGUACUGCAAAGCCAUCAAGGACAAAUACUGCUUCACCAUGUAAUAGUAAUAUAAAUGCACCUGUAGCUGUGGCCCUACAGGAACCCCGAAAGCUGAGUUAUGCUGAAGUGUGCCAGAAGCCCCCUAAAGAGCCAUCUCCAGUUCUUGUGCAGCCACUACGGGAACUUCGCUCCAAUGUAGUAUCUCCUACCAAAAAUGAAGAGAAUGGAGUUCCUGAGAAGUCCAUUGAGAAACCACAUGAGAGGCCUGAAGCAAGGGCUAGUAAAGAUUGUUGUGGCUUCCGAGGCAAUACGAUUCCCAGGGGAGCAGCUGGAAAAAUCCGAGAACAGAGACGCCAGUUUGGCCAUAGGUCUAUACCUCAGGGAGUGACUCGACGUAAUGGCAAAGAGCAAUAUGUGCCACCCAGAUCACCAAAGUAACGAAACAAGAACAACAAAAAACAACACAAAACUAUUCAGAAACUUCUCUCUCUUCUCAAUUAAACUUGAGCCAUGGCUAUAUUGAACUGUUUUGCAGGGGGAAGGGGAUAGCUAGGAAAGAAACAGAAGAAAAUAAGUCCUUAAAUCAUUAUGGAUUUUGGAGUUGUAAGCAUUAGAAUCCUGAAAUUCAUCUCUAAAGUGAUUUUAAAAUUCUGGAGGAUUCCAAUCAGUAUAAAUAUAUAUAUAUACACAUACAUAUAUAUAUACAUAUAUAAAAGUAUAACUUUUCUAUUUUUGUUUUUAAAUUUAAUUUGCAGAGAUUUUCUGCCUUGAAUCAAUUUUGAGGGUUCAGAUUUAGCUGGGAAAAAACAUUACACAUCCUUCAACAUAGGAGAUGAGGGAGUGAGAGUAAAUAUUUUUUGAAGAGUCCUUUCUGUAAAAUUAGAAAUUACUUUUUUUAAUCUAUUUAAAGCUUGGCUUGGAGAAUGCCAUUUCUGCCUAUAUGGCCUUGUGUUGCAGAGCAGAUCAUUGGCUUGGGUGCCUGUUGUGGGUGUGAAUGUGUGCAAGAGUAAUUGAAGCCAAAUCUGUUGUCAUGUUAGUAAAUAAUUUGCAAACAGAAUGUAAUUCUUGAGUAGAAUUUUUUCCCAGUUUGGAAUUUAGUUUGUCUUUUUGACCUUUUUAGUAUUUCAUUCAAUAAGCUGUUAAGCUCUGAUUGUACUUGGAUAUGUAACUACCAGUUGGCUUGAUACUCAAGGAAAGAAUGGGGGUUAUGCAAAAAAUGAAAAAUUUGGUCUUAGACCAACCUGAGUGGAUAGGUCAAAUGGACUUACGAGAUUUAAACUGCCCUGUGAUGCCCGCUGCUGCCACCCCCCCACCCCCCUAAUGGGAAACAUAUUUUUGUGUGUUACUUAAUUUGUUAUUCUCUGUACUUCAGCUGCCUACCCCUAAAAGCAAAAUUACCACCCACCUACAGAAUUGUCUGUUUCUGUUUUGACUGUCUAGUCACAUCAUAUAACAACUAUUCUAAGAUUGUUUUGACUGUCUAGUCACAUCAUAUAACAACUAUUCUAAGCAUCUGAUUUAAUGUUAUUGAAGUAUUUUACUCUUGUGUUCAGGUAUUUAGAACUCUAGAUCCAAGAAUGGUAGGGCAGUGUGUCCCUACAGUAAUUUAUUUGUGUUAGUGUUAAAAAUGAAACCUUGUAACUGACUCUUUAAAGUGUUAAAUAGUGUAGUAGUGAAAAGUUUUUCUAAAAGUUUAAUUUGGGGGCAACUUUUUCCAGUUUACAGUGUAUUUAUCACCUUCCUUUACUUCCCUCCUCCAAAUUCACUGAAAAAGAACCAGCAUGUAGUAUUUUUGAGUUAAGGUGAAAAGGAAGGCUGAAGAAAAUUAAUGCAUAAUUUCUCAGUGAAUAAAGUGGUGGCUCUUACAUAUUAAAUAGGCAAGUUUACAUGCUGGUAUUUAGAAAAUGGCUGAAAUAUUAAAAACCGUAUUGAAUUAAUCUGUUUUAAGUCACACCAUCUUCAGAGUUCUAUGUAAGGUUCUUUUUAUGGAUAGUUUGUAGCAGUAAUAACUGUCCCUUAUGUUAGUGAAUUUCAUAUGUACAAAUUUAAACUGUAAAUUGUAAACACUGGAAAGCACCAAUGUGACAUAGAAUAAACAUCUUAGUAAUAUAUUAAAAUGAAUGUAAGUGGAGGUUUAAAAUUACAUUACUGUGAAACUCAUCUUCCAACUCUAAGCUUUGGAGAUUUGUAUUAGGAGGUAACUGUUAAGAGCUUUGAAAACACUGCACGUUUCUUUUCUGUAUAAGCCAGAAUUAUUAUUUCUUUGUAAUUUAUUAUUCAGCUUGGCAAUAGCUUUUGAUUUGAUGGAUUGAUAACAUGGUAUAAUAUAUUUAAGCAGUUUGAAUCUAUUAAUUUCUACACACUUUUUAGAAAUCAUCUACUAGGUGAAACAUACAAUAAAACUACCUGUGAAAUUUGGGAAAGUUUAGGUCCUUUUAAGAAAAAAGUAUUAAUAAUCAUUGAUUACAUCUAUGACAAAAGUGCUUAUUUUAGUUUACUUAGAUAAUGCAGUUGGUGGAAAUGAUAAGUGUUAACAUUUGUGAACGCAUUCGAUUUAAGAGAAUAAACAUUUUACAAAAAUCACUUUGUAAGGAUCAUAAAGUUAAUUAUUGCACUUAAAAGUGAAAUAUUGCCUUUUUUUUUUUUUUUUACAUUUCACAGAUUUAGGCUUGUAUGCUUGUGAUGUUAGUCCAUCCAACUUCUAAAAAGCUAAUGGAUCCAAUUAGGGCCUUCGUUUUUUAAGAAAUCAAGUUUUUUCUUGCUUUUCUCCCAAGUGUUACUGAAAAUAGAAAAUUUAAAGACAUGAUCAUUUUAAAUUUUCUUUUAAAAUAAUAGUUUUUAAUUUACAUUAUUACAUCUCUUGUCAUUGGAUGUAUAGGGAAGAAUAAAUAAGUUUGUGUGUAUAUAUAAUAUAUAUAUAUUCUACAGUAUGUAUUUGGCAUUUUAUUGCAGCAGAUUCAAGGUUUAUAUCUUGAUGCUUAUGAGUUGUGUGAAAAUGUUGGCUUUUUUUCACUGUAAUUCAACUAUUUAUUUGGUUCUUUAGCUGGAAAUAUUUAAAUUUCAGAUCUUUCUCUCUUCACUCUUAGAAUUUAACACUUCCAUGUGUUGUUGGAGACUAAAAGUAGAUCAAGUACUAUUACAACUAAUUUUGUAUGUACACAGUUUACAGUAAGAUCAAAUACUGAUUAUUCACAGAUUAUUUGAUCAUCUUAUUGUGUGAAGAAAACAAGUCACACAAAUUCUUCACCUUCUACUUGAUAGAGAAGGUACAUAGAGACAUUGCAAAACCUGUCUUCAUUUUCUCUCCUGAUGAUUAAUGUUUUUCAUAAUAUCUAGAGCCUGUCUGUAGAUCUAAGUAAUUUUACUUUUGCAAAAUACAGGCACUGGCAUUCAAAAUUGUGAAUUUUCAACUGGAUUUUGGAGGAAGAUGAUAUCUUUCAGUGAUACGGGUUUGUUAUCUAAUGUGCUCAAUUUGUAUGUGAUCAAAUGACACGCAGAAUUUUGAUAUAUUUGAUACCUAUAAUGAAGGUAAUUUGAGUAUUGUUUUACAUUCCUUUUUCCUUUUUAAAUAAACAGGUUGUCUCUAGAAAGCUUAAUGAUGGAAUGUUGGGAUCUUUAUUAGUGUGAAGGAGAACAAGAAGGGUAUUGCUGGAGCAGAAAAUAGUACUUAAAAGUUACUGAACACUUGCUCCAGUUUUAUUAGUUAUGGGGUUAAUAGUCUUUUAGCCUAAAUGUCCAUUGGUUUUAGUUUGUCACGGUUGAACAACACUGGGUUAAGCCUCUGAUAUUUGUGUUGGCAGUAUAUAUCAGUAUAUAAGAGAACCACCAGUUCAUUUACAGAAAAGAGAAAACACAAAAAGGAGAGCAGUAUAGUGCCUCUUUUUUU
Molecule: messenger RNA, 5782 nt
Organism: Choloepus didactylus (southern two-toed sloth)
Lineage: Eukaryota; Metazoa; Chordata; Mammalia; Pilosa; Megalonychidae
Gene: LARP4
Product: La ribonucleoprotein 4
Exons: 16
Coding region: 136-2334 (732 amino acids)
Biological process (GO): positive regulation of translation
Cellular component (GO): cytosol; cytoplasmic stress granule
Molecular function (GO): mRNA 3'-UTR binding
Source: RefSeq, a predicted model, not a curated record